Molecule: messenger RNA, 219 nt
Organism: Arabis nemorensis
Lineage: Eukaryota; Viridiplantae; Streptophyta; Magnoliopsida; Brassicales; Brassicaceae
Source: the annotation of a GenBank genome assembly
AUGUCUGUGCGUAUCUUCUUAUCGUAUUUGAAAAGCGAGAUUGUUGAUUCCAUCUUUCUUCCUACUUUGAUAAUUAGGUCAGUUGCGAUGCCAGAGGAUGAAACGUUCGAUUCCACAUCACAAUCAAACAGAGAUGUGGAAAGCCUAGGGUUCAGAAACGCAACAAGGAGAUUAGAAUUGUCGUCGGUGGAAGCUUUUUUGUUUGCUCAAGCCACAUAA